AUGGACGAGGAGUGGGGGAGGGUGGAGGAGCCGAUGAGCCCCGGGUCGAGGCUGUUCCACCAGCCGAGGUUUAACUGCUACAUCGUGGCGCUGAUGGGGUUCGGGAGAAGGAUCGACCUGGACGUCGUCAAGGCCGGCCUGGAGUUGACCCUGAUCCGCCAUCCCCGCUUCUCCAGCGUUAAGGUAAGCCUCGAACCACUAGGGUUCUUCUUCUUCUUCUUCCUCCUUCUUCUUCUUCCUCCUUCUUCUUCUUCAUCGUCAUUUUAUCUGCCAACAGAUAGCAGAGGGGAGGGGGAGGCCAAGAUGGGUUCGGACGAAGGUGGUGCUGGAGGACCACCUGGUUGUGGUGGAAGUGGACCCCCGGAAAGUGGAGUGCCCGGACCGGUUCUUGGAGGACUAUGUCUCCGAGCUCACCAAGACCACCAUGGAGGACUUCUCCAAGCCCCUGUGGGAGUUACACCUCAUCAACCUCCCGACCACCGAGGCCGAGUCGGUGGCCAUCUUCCGGAUACAUCACUCUCUGGGAGACGGCACCUCGCUCGUGUCCCUCCUCCUCGCCUGCACCCGCAAGGCCGCAGACCAGAGCUCGCUCCCCACUCUGCCAACCAGCGGCAGGACCAGGAGGAUCCCCCACCGCCGGAUAACCACCGGAGACGACAAGCGGUGGUGGAAAGGACUCCUCGCGAUGCUUCUGAGCCUGUGGGCGGCGCUGAGGCUGGCCUGGAACACGGCGGUCGACAUGCUGCUUUUCGCGGCUACGGUGGCGUUCAUGAAGGACGACGAGACGCCGGUAAAGGGGCAGCCCGGCGUGGGGGUCAACCCCAAGAGGAUCGUCCGCCGCACGCUCAACUUCGAGGACAUGAAGACCAUCAAGAAAGCCUUGGGAUCGGUGACUCUCUCUCUCUCUCUCUCAUCCCUCCUCCCCAUUUCGCCUCUCAUAAGCUUGGAGGUGGGUUUCUGGUUCAGACGAUCAACGACGUGCUGCUCGGCAUGACAUCUGCGGGCCUCGCUCACUACCUCCACAAGCGAUACAAAGGUACUCUGUCAACAGGUCAACGAGAACCCGCAGUUUAUCGUUUGGCUCUAACUCUAGUCUCUGACGGUUUGGUUCGAUGGCUAACAGAGGAGGGCUUCGCCGGGAGGAGGACUCUGCCCGAGAAUCUCCGCGUGAGGUCCGCCGUCCUUGUCAACAUCAGACCGUCCCCGGGCAUCCAUGUGAGCUCCCGUCUCAUUUAUCCCUCUCACUUCUCUUGAUUUAAUAUCUGGCUCUUCGCCAGGAUUCCGUAUCCCUUGUUCCCACAAGUGGUUCCACCUCUCUCUCUCUCUCUCUCUCUCUCUCUCUCUCUCUCUCUCUCUCGCUCUCGCUCUAACUCUGGCCCCCAUGGAACCAGGCUCUGGCUGACAUGAUGGAGAAGGGCGGAGAGGGGAACAUGAAGUGGGGCAACUGCCUCGGCUGCGUCAUUGUCCCCUUCCCCGUCAAGCAGUGCGAAGAUCCGCUGGACUACGUUCGCAUGGCGAAGGCGGUGGCGGACAGGAAGAAGCACUCUCUCGAGUCAGUCUGCACUUUCCUAGGCAGCCUCUUGAUACUCAAGGCCUUCGGCAUCCAGGUAACCUGCCCCCCUCACUCCUCUCGCUCCAACUGUGUGGGGAAGGUCGUCCGCUGAACCACUUCAUUCCCCCCUGCGCCGGCUCAACUCUCUCUCUCUCUCUCUCUGUGUGGAACGACAGGCCGCAGCGGUUCUUCCACACAGGGUGUUCUCUCACACGACGCUCUCCUUCUCGAAUGUUAUCGGUCCAGUCGAAGAGAUCGCCUUCUGUGGCCACCCUCUGGUCUACCUCGCUCCCACCGUCUACGGCCACCCGCACGUAAGUAUCUACGAAUUUAUUCGUGCAUAUAAUACUUUCUUUAGAUUAUGUACUCGGGAUCCGGUGUCUGACAUAGUCUGAAACUUGCUCAGGCUCUGACGGUUCACUUCCAGAGCUACAUGAACAAGAUGGAGCUCGUCAUUGCCGCGGACGAAUCCGUGAUCACCGAUCCCCACAAGCUCUGCGAAGCCAUCGCUGGAUCUCUCAAGCAGAUGAAAGACGCCUCCGCCACCGUCGUUCCUGUGGGGAAAUGA
Messenger RNA from Spirodela intermedia, 2120 nucleotides. The record is from the annotation of a GenBank genome assembly. Lineage: Eukaryota; Viridiplantae; Streptophyta; Magnoliopsida; Alismatales; Araceae.